This is a messenger RNA of Vigna umbellata (rice bean), 567 nucleotides long. NCBI's taxonomy places the organism in Eukaryota, Viridiplantae, Streptophyta, Magnoliopsida, Fabales, Fabaceae. The record is from RefSeq and is a predicted model, not a curated record.
AGCACCAGUAUUCCAGCAAAACACAAAGAGAGAGAGGAAGUAGAGAGAGAAAGUGUAUUUUAGAGAGAGAAGCAAAAGAGUGUGUGUAUUGUGUGUGGAGCUUCUUUCUCACAUGGCCUCUAUGCCGCUGGGGCCGCAGCAACAGCUUCAACCACCGCAAGUGGCAACUCCGCCGCAACAGCUGCCGCAGGCGGAGAAUGACCCUAUGCAAGUGGACUCUCGCGACGGCUCUGACGCCGCCUCCAAUAAGGAAAUGUCUGCUCCCGUCGCAGAGGGUAAUGAGGCACAUGGACUCACUGGUCACAUAAUAUCAACCACAAUUGGUGGCAAAAAUGGUGAACCUAAACGAGUGCGGACAUUCUAACCUUUUCAUCUUCCAGAUUUAAUUUUUAAGAAUUUCGUUUGUACUGAAUAUAAACUUGGUAAACCUUUCCCAUAAGGAUCCAUCCAAAAUUGUAAUACCUUUUGUUAGCUAGAAGUUGGCAUAUUUCCUCCACUCGCAUAUUAAUUUGUUUUGUUUUUUAAAUUUAAUUUUUAUCUCCCCCUUCUAUGAAUGAUUGUCUUUGG